Molecule: messenger RNA, 1449 nt
Organism: Cuscuta campestris
Lineage: Eukaryota; Viridiplantae; Streptophyta; Magnoliopsida; Solanales; Convolvulaceae
Source: the annotation of a GenBank genome assembly
GGACGCGCCGCGAUUCACCGGGGACGAUCCUACCGGGUGGAUCUUCCGCAUCCAAAAAUACUUUGACUACUUCUUAACCCCGGAACCCGAACGCCUUCAAUUGGUGGCCAUGCUCAUCGACCAUCCGGCGUCCGAGUGGUUUCAUUAUUAUCAAGCUAACAAUUGUACGGCUACAUGGGAGGAGUUUCUUCUGGCCGUCCAGCAACGUUUUGAUCCCCAUUUUUAUGAGAAUUAUGUGGGCUUGCUUUCCAAACUCACCCAAACCACAACCGUCAUGGAAUAUCAGUCCGCCUUCGAGGCCACUCUUAACAAGGUGUCGGGUGUUCCGGAAUCCACAUUAAUCUCUAUGUUUGUGGCGGGUUUGAAACGGCCUCUUCAACGUGAGGUUAAUCUCCGUAGUCCCACUUCCCUACCGGCCGCCUUUGCUCUAGCUCGGGAACUUUCCGCUUGCCAUUCGGAGUCAGCCGCGGCCUUCACCCAUGGCGCACGCCGCAAUUGGACUCCUCAACCAUCACACGCUGCCUCCUCAUCAAACCCUGGUAUUCUUCCUACCCCUCGGCCCCCACAGCUCACGGCUAAACCCCCUGAUCGCCCAUCCACUUCGGGUUUGCCCGUUGUGCGUCUCACUGAUGCGGUCAAGGCGGAGCGCACCAAGAAAGGGUUGUGCUGGUUCUGUGAUGAGAAGUACACCCCGACGCACAACUGCAGGCGCCGAUUCCUCCUUUUAAUGGGCCCAGACGAGGAGGAUUUGGAUUCGGAACCUCCCCCCUCUGCCGAAGUUGUGGACGAUGACCCGGUCAUACUUGGAGAUAUUUCCACGAUGCAUUCCUUAGCCGGGAGUCCUAGCCCGCGGUCCUUAAAAGUUGUUGGCUCUGUCAACUCGGCGGUGGUUCAAGUUUUGUUAGAUAGCGGCAGUACACACAAUUUUAUCCACCCUAGCGUGGCGGAGCGUUUGGCUUUGGUUUUGCACCCGGUUAUGCUGUUUCGUGUUUAUGUGGGCAAUGGUGAUUCGUUGUGUUGCUCGUACUCAUGCCCGGGCACUCCUCUGCGGCUACAAGGCCACCUGUUUGAUGUUGAUUUGUAUUUAUUGGCGAUUCAUGGUCCGGACAUUGUAUUGGGCGUGCAGUGGCUUCAAACGCUGGGGAAGGUAUCACAUGACUACGCCACCAUGACGAUGGAAUUCGUAUGGCAAGGGGAAACUGUUACUUUGCGAGGGGACGUGGCCGAACCUCGCCCUAUCUCUUAUGGGAGGCUAUGCUCUUUAGCACGGGACGCGGGGUCAUACGACUUCUACGAGCUCACCCCGACGCCGCUGGAAAUCACCCCAAUAGAAGAGGGUCUGCCACUGCCGGCAGAUUUACCGCCGGCUGUUCGCACACUUCUCCAGGCCCAUGAUUAGCUUUACGGCCUUCCGUCGGGUCUGCCACCAGCCCGUGUAUGGGACCACCG